Messenger RNA from Toxorhynchites rutilus septentrionalis, 2146 nucleotides. RefSeq lists its product as uncharacterized. NCBI's taxonomy places the organism in Eukaryota, Metazoa, Arthropoda, Insecta, Diptera, Culicidae. The transcript has 2 exons. The record is from RefSeq and is a predicted model, not a curated record. The coding region runs from base 1036 to 1779 and encodes 247 amino acids.
GGAUCCUACACAAAGUAAUGUAACGGUGGUGAUGGUACAGAUGUAGAAUCGCCUGUGGUUGCACUCGGAGUGUCUAGAAGAGAACACAAGUUUUGACAUAUAUAGCUGGCCAGCUUGUUCUCGCGAGAACUGUAAUGGAUCCUUUCCAUGAAAAUAUUCAGGGCCACCGAAUUUUUCACUAAAGGGUUAUUUAAACACAAUUCAUACAACACUUCUAAAAUGAUGAAUAAUAAAAAGCAAAUCGAUUCACACAGUUCAGCUUGAAGCGAUCGGACGCUUUGUGCUAUUGUGCUCGCGUUUCGGUAACAGCUAUUGUUAUUGGCUGGUGUUUUUUCCUCAACCAAGUGUGCUUCUUCCAUCGCGUGUUAAUUGUGGGAACAGUGAAGUGCGCUCAACAAUUCCCACCAGCUGGAGUGAAUAGCUUCUCACAGCAGAUACUGGUGAAGGUCUAUAGAGACACUUUUGAUCGCCGAAUCAUCGCCAUUUCCACCGCCGACGUAGGUGCGCUCGCUCACCAAUACACCUACAGCAGUGUAGCAAUAGACGCCAACACGUGAUCAACUGGACGGUGCAGAACGAGUCGAAUAUUAUCUGCGCUCACCAAUACACCUACAGCAGUGUAGCAAUAGACGCCAACACGUGAUCAACUGGACGGUGCAGAACGAGUCGAAUAUUAUCUGCGCGGGGUGCGCAUUUAGGUGAAUACGCAUAAAAAUACGGUUCCCGGAAUAAAUCGGUAAGUAAAUGAAAGCAACAGUAAUAACCGUAGAGAAAAAAGCAUUAUGUCACACAAGCCUACUAGAAAUAGACUGACGUGAAAAAUCGUAGUCAUCGAAUAAAGCACACUUUCAAAAAACAGCAUGGGUAUUACUGCUGCACGGAAAAAAAGAUAAUGUUUUUAAUUACCCUCACAUUCGCAGCAAUACUCAAGUAGGCAUCGAAAAUUGUUAAACACGUUUUGUUCUUUCGGUCUCGGUUUUGUUUAUAAUCAGAAGUUCGAAGAAUCUAACUUUUAAUUUUUUUGAUUUAUAAGCAAUGGAGCUUUCGACCAGUCAGAAAGACAACCGAGUUCUCAUCUAUAACGGUUUUGAGUAUCUGUAUGCUAAAACAUUAAAUGGAAUAGAUACAUGGAAGUGCCGUGAAAAUCGACAAUCGAAGUGCCAUUCCCGUAUGAAGACAAGAAACAACGACAUUAUACAAGAGCCAAGUAGUCACAGUCAUGAUGCCUGUCCUCAAAAAGCUGAAGCAAACAUCGCAAAAAGACGAAUGGUAGAAGCCAUGGCUGAAAUAAAUGCCACCGCCCGCAAUGUUAUUGGAGAGACAUUGUCAAAACUAAGCACGGAUGUAAUUGCUUAUCUGCCAAAGCAAUCUUCCCUUGCUAGAACUCUUCGAAACCACCGAGUAAUGAAGCACUUGCCAAAUCCACCCACGGCAGAUUUUGCAAUUCCUGAGAAAUACAGGGAUCUUGUAUUACACGACUCGGUAUUAGACGGUUCAAAUCGAAUUUUAAUAUUAGGAGAUCGAGAUUUAAUGGGCAAAUUAAGUCAAGACACACUAUUCGGCGACGGAACAUUUGACAAAGCACCAAAUAUGUUUUACCAACUCUAUACAGUCCAUGCCAAAGUAGGAAAUUCGUAUCCACCAUGUGUGUAUAUACUGCUGACGAAGAAAAAUGAACAAACGUACUUGGAGAUGUUUAAUAUUUUAAAAAGGUGCUGCCGGAAGAGGUCCACUAUUUCAUCCUCGAACAUGGAACCACUACGAUACAGCUCUCAAUGAAUCACCAAGGACUACUAAUAGUUGCGAAGGAUUUCACAAUGCCCUCAAUUCUAUAUUUCAUUGCAGUCACCCAAGUGUGUGGACCCUUUUCGAUGGAUUGAGACGAGAUUUAGCUUGUCACAAGCUUACAUUAGUGAACUCUGAAACUAACCAACUGGAGCCUACUAAAAGGAAAUACAGGAAACUUUACGCGAUUGUAGCCAGUUCAGUAGAAAAAUAUCAUGGAACAAAGGACAAGUUAUCUUAUUUAAGGAAAAUAGCUAAUAUACAAUAAUUAAUAUUCCUCUUUAUCAACUAUUACAAUGGACUUUUAAUGAAUUUUCGAUAUGAGGAAAUAUUACAUUGUUCUUCGCAAAAAUAAAAACAU